Messenger RNA from Letharia columbiana, 1371 nucleotides. RefSeq lists its product as uncharacterized. Gene Ontology annotation, molecular function: calcium ion binding. The record is from RefSeq and is a predicted model, not a curated record. Lineage: Eukaryota; Fungi; Ascomycota; Lecanoromycetes; Lecanorales; Parmeliaceae. The coding region runs from base 1 to 1371 and encodes 456 amino acids. Gene Ontology annotation, biological process: endoplasmic reticulum calcium ion homeostasis. Gene Ontology annotation, cellular component: endoplasmic reticulum. The transcript is spliced from 3 exons.
AUGGCCGACUAUUUGAAAAGUCUCUUUGCAGCCCAGAAACCUCCACCGCCCGCAAACGAAGACGACUUCGCAGACUUUGCCAGAGUCCCAGAUCCUUCCCCUGCUUCCAUCUCGCCUGUCACUCCGCAACCAGCAGCUGCAGCAGGAGCCUCACCUACCGGCGCAACAGAUGUCGUCUUCACCAAAUGGUACCGUGUCUGGGAACGAACGAGCCCCUCAGAUUUCUACGCUGAGGCUGUCAUUCUACCCUUCGUCAUCGUGAUCAUAGGGCUGCAUAUAUGGGGUCGCCGGACAAACAAGCGAAAAGCAAAAGCGUGGAUCGCAGCUCAUGCGCCAGCGCUCGAAAAGGAAUAUGCUUCCGUUGGGUUUGGAGGGAGGAGAGCUCCAACAGUGGACGAUGUACAAUCGUCCGGCUUAGCCAAAUCAUUGACAUCGGACGACCUGGUUAUUCCGCAAGAGUUGUUGAAAGAGAAGACAGCGCAGGAGUACGUGACGUAUGCGACUGGGCGACAGAAUGUCGCUUUCACGGACAUCAACGUCAAGCUGUUCAAGAGGUACAAUCCAGCGACUCUCAUCAUGGAAUUCAUCCUCGGCUUCCUGUUCGAAUCUUUCGCUACACCUGCGGAGAGGAUGGAGGCCACUUCCUACGCUUUCGACGGUCGAGAAAAGGAUCUUGUGCCUGCUCAGAAUCAACAGCAGUUGGAAGCGAUUGAGGCGCAGGCGAAGAGCAAGAGCUCCAUCUACGAUCAAUUCGUCUUUGCCGUGGUCCACAAAGACUUGAUGCGAAAGAUCCGGGACGAUCGCUACGACAUCUCUCUUACAAGCACGAAAGAUCAUGCUAAACUGCCAGUUUGGGCUACUACCAUGAGCGAGAGCGCAGAGGUCACAGAGAAGCUUCUUACCGCUGACCUGGUCAAGGCGGUCGCAAGUGCCGGCGAAGCUUUUGAGUAUCUGGUGGUGACCGAUCAGCCACUGGACAAACCAUCGAAACUCAAUGACACUAACCCCCGCAAACGCCUGUCCCUCUCCCUCCGCAUCCCUUCUCCCUCCCAAGCUUCAGCCUACGACCCUACACUCCCCAUCUUCAGCUACUUCCUGCGCUUACCCGACCUCCUUGCGCAAAACGCACAUUUUCGUCCCGAAGUCAGCCGCAAGAUCCGUUCCGUGCGCGAGGAUGAACAGAAGAAGUUGAGAAAGCUGAGUGACGAGGAGAAAGCGGAGGAAAGGAGACUCGAGGGUGAGAAGAAGAAAAAAGAGAUGAGGGAUAAUAAGUUGAAAGGCAUGAGCGCGGAGGACCAGAGGGAUUUCCUGGAAAAGGAGAGGAAGAGGAGUGGGAAGAAGCAGGAGAAGAAGAUGAGUAGGAAGGCCUAA